CCGGCGACAGAGCCACUACACUCGGCAGCGUGACGUGCUCCGAGCACGGUUCCCUUGACUCGAGCUGCUUACGGCCGCUAACGGAUCAUCGCAGAGAUCGGCGUGUACCCGAGUGCGGACGCCUCGGCUGCCGUAUACGGUCUCUCGGAAUCGUCGUCGACGUGACUUCCAGGUGCGUUAGCGGCCAUUCUCGUUGCUCCGGUUUUCCCGCAAGGUCGCCAAUUGUCGAACUGUGUGAACCGUCGUGCGACGAUGGAUGGCUUGUGGUGUCGUCGACCAACGGCGUCCUGCAACACCCUGGAGCGCCGGAGUUCGCGGUAGCCGAGGCUUCUGUCUCGAGUACUCCGAGUCACCAAGCGCCUUCUUCGUUCUGCCCAGUGGAGGAGCUCUCUAGGACUUGUCUCCACGCCGUGAUUUUGAUUCGACGUUCUAACGAUAUUGGUGAAGGGUGGCCGCCGAAAUGCCGGCUAAGUUUUCCGCUGGCGAAUGGCUGAUCGUUCUUGGGAAUUCGUCGCCUUCUGGGCAACUCUUGCGUGCGGGUUACGGCUCUGAGCCUUUAACGCUCGGCGUUACGUUCGUGUUUUACCAGCCUGCGUGUACUCGCCAGGCGUCACCAAAGAUGAACUCGUGUUAUGUUCAGUGAGCUCUUCGUCCGCGUUGCUGCUGUAAAACUGGAAAUAUUCUAAAGGCUCACAGUUUCUGUGAAGCCACGGUGUACCCACUAAUUCCUGGCAUACCGCAUGCCUUACUUCUUUCUGAGUUCACAGUCAACAAGGUUCUCAACAUUCGGUAUAGUCCGCGAAACACGUUGUCCGCCUCAUCCUCUCAACUUUGUGGAUACGGUGAUCCUUCCCGAUGGUUUUCUGUCCUUCUCCGAAAUAGUCCCUGUGGAAACGGCUAAAAACGCAGUGCCCUGAUUCCGUCGCCAUUACCUCCCACGUCACCGCUUGUCUCAGCCGUACGCGGAAGUCCGGCGUUCGAACCACGUACGCCGUCAUCUGUUGGAACUCGCACUGAACUUGUCUCUGGGAGGUUGCUGAGUUGACCAGGAAGUCUGACAUUCUACCAACGUGCACCUUGCCCUGUGGGAACUCGCGCCGAACCUGUCCACCCCCCCCCCCCCCCCCCCGUGCCCUUCCUGCGAAUUUGGACGUCGUCUCUGUGGCGCGCACCAGCAGUUGACAACGGGCUCCACCAUGUCCCUCUGGAAGGACUACAGGACGAGGAUGGCUACCCGAACGGGGGAGCGGUCGCUGAGCGGGUACGAGAUGUACCGGCUCAGUCUGCUUAAGCACCUCGGCGAAACGGAAUACGCUGACGCGUCGAGCGACGACCUCAGCUCUGACUGGGACGAACCCGAGGAGAUGAGGAACAAGGCCAAGAAGAUUCCGCCCUCGGCGUGGCGCAAGGUGCGCAAUGUGGUCCACUGGUCCCCUUUUGUCCAGACCUACCGAAAGUACAAGUACCCCUGGAUACAGCUUGCUGGACAUCAAGGCAACUUCCGUUCGGGAACGCAAGGCACGAUCCUAAAGAAGCUGUGUGGCAAGGAGGAGUCGUGCCUGAAGCAGCUCAUGAGGGACUCGUGGCUCAGGGAAUACGUGCCAGAGUUCAAGGGGAGGGUCGACAUGGACGACGGCUCAGUGUACCUGGAGCUUCAGGACCUGCUGGCCGGCUUCCAGUGCCCCUGCGUGAUGGACGUCAAAGUGGGGCUGCGCACCUAUCUCGAGGAGGAGCUAGCCAAGGCCAGGGAAAAGCCCAAGCUGCGGAAGGACAUGUACGAGAAGAUGGUUGCGGUGGACCCGGAGGAGCCGACCCCCGAGGAGCGGGACCUGAAGGCGGUGACCAAGCCCCGCUACAUGAUCUGGCGGGAGACCAUCAGCUCCACGGCCAGCCUGGGCUUCCGCAUCGAGGGCAUCAAGAACCCCGACGGCACCUCCACCAAGGACUUCAAGACUACAAAGUCCAGGGAUCAAGUCAUGAACGCCAUCGACACCUUCACCAAGGGCUUCGACGACGCGCUGGGGAAGUACCUGCAGCGGCUGAGGGCCUUGUACGACGCCCUCGAACACUCGGAAUUCUUUGCUGCACACGAGUUUAUCGGGAGCUCGCUGCUCUUUGUGCACGACCGCCUGGCUGCCAGCGUCUGGCUCAUAGACUUUGCCAAGACAGUGCCCGUGCCCGCCAAUGUGGGCGCGGUGAGCCACCGUGCUCCCUGGGAGGUGGGCAACCACGAGGACGGCUACCUCAUCGGCCUCUCGAACCUCAUCGGCAUCUUCGAGGAGCUCCUGGACACCCGCUGUGGCGGCUACUCCAAGAGUCUGCCCCCCGAGCUGCCCGGCUAGGCUCCCCCGCAACUGUGCACGCGUAACUCUGUGCUGGGCGGUGCAAACCCACGCAUCUCGCGUGCCCUGCGACAGCGUGCGAGCAACUCCCGCUUUGGGAGGUGCGACUGUACGUACGUGCUGCGUGCCCCGUGGUCUCCAUUUGCAACGGCCUGCUCCAGCAAACCUGUACAAACAUGCGCCGAGCUACCGACGUGCUCGCCAUCGAGAGACGACAUGCUUGAAAAUGGAGAGAUAACCUGUUUGGGCGUGGUCUCUCCUUCCCACAACGCGAGACAGAUUCGUGCCGGAGGGCGUGACCGUGACCGGACGUGGCCCAAAUCUCCACGGAGCAUUGUUGCCUGCUACGAAUCUACCGGUCGCCACCGCGGACGAAAGGCACUCCAGAAAUCGUAACGCGUUUCAGCUAAGCUCCUAGUUUGCAACAAAGGGUGGCGGGUGUGCGAGCGAACCUGCGUGCAGGAGAUUGAUCUGAGGGCCGCACAAAGUGUGCAUUGUUACGAACAUGCUGCCCGUCGUGGAUCGUCAACCAAAUGUAGCAAGAAGGGGUAACAUGCUAGGCGGUAAGCUCGCACUUCUUAUGAGGAGUUGCACAAGCGCCCCGAGAGACAAACUUUAGAGGGACCAUCUCUGCACUUCAAAAAAGACGUUGAUUUGGGGAUUCGGCUACACGCGGUAACACUCCACAUCCGAGCUUCACAGUUCUCUUCGGACAAACCACGAGAAGGUGGCGCACCAACGGUGCCUACCCCUCGACACGACAGAUGCGUGGUUGGUUUUUAUUCUUUGUUGUUAUUUUGUUGUUGCUAUUUUUCUGCGUUUGAACGGGAUGCAGGACACUGGCUGUUCGGAUGUCAUCGAGGGAGUGUCAUCGUAGCUGGCUUAGGCUGUCUGCCUUUCGGUAGUCAUUACGCCGCCGUCUGCUCGGCAAGUGGAGGGAGAGAUUCGUGCAGCCCAGUGCCGUGUGUGUUGUUACUCAUCUGUUCUUUUUUGUUGGUUACGCUGCAACACUUGUAACUGGGGAGGAAGAGCACGCGGAACGGGUCUGUUCUGGAACAUAUUACGCAUGUCUGCAAGAAACUUGCAGAUUGUGGUUUGCCGCGAUUUGGAACGCUGCGGGAUUGCCUUACCGUGCGUGCGUUGAAGUGUGGUAUUCACGAGGUCAUCACUGUUUUUAUCACUUUUCCCCAUUGCAGUAUCCUUUUGCACUUGGUCUAGUGCAACUUCUUAAGUGGUUGGAUUCUUUUCAGAGCAAUUUCGACUGUGGUCAGAUUUAAACAUUUUUCCCGUAUUCUGAAAAAAAAAAAAAAAACUUUAAAAGACAAAUACUGGGAUGUGGAAAAUGUAAAUGGAAUAUAAUUGUGAUACUGUUAAAGCAGUUAUGCCUUCAAUUUCUUUUCUUUUUUUUACGUUGGGAACAUUUAUUGGUUUCGCAUGAUCAAAGUUAAUGUUUUGUUUUUUUGUAAUGUCCUUAUCUCGGAAACAUUGGUUCAAUCAUAAUAUAGACCUUAUGAUGUCCUGAAAAUGGGUUGAUAAAGCUAUAGUACUUACAACUUUAUUGACAAAGACAGUCAAAUAACUUCCUAUCACUUCUCCCCAUUUGUUUGCACAUUUUUUUUCACUUAAAGUUGACAUUUUGAAGGUUUCAUCUAGGAAUUGUGAUGUCAUCAGCUUCAAUCUGACAAAAGCAUGUGCACACUUAAGUAUCCCCACAACAUUUUCAGUCAUUGUUGUGUAGGAUCCCACUAAUUGUGUGUUUGUAUUGUUGCCAAUUCUGUUGGAAUGUGCCAACCUUAUCUCAAAUGUUUUCUACUGGGCAACCUCCCGUUUUCCUAAAUUGAUAAAAGGGAUAUUCAGAGGAUGCUAAGCCACUGGUAUUUUUCGAGGCACUUGAUGGCUCAAUCCACAAGGCUUCUACUGGAAUCAAAGGACGGGGAAGUUUUAAAAUUGCAAUUAGAGGAACUUGUCGCAGAACUUGAGUAUUAGAUUAACGAGCAGUUCACCCAGGCUGCGGCUGGUGCCCAACCUUUUUUAAUUGAGGGAGCCAUUUUCAUCAGCGCGGGAGUGAGACUAUAUUUGACAUACUGGAUGUCUAUUGAACGUCAAAAACAAUUUCAUGAUCAUCCGAGGAAGGGCAUUGCUUCCUAGAGCCUCUCAAUCAGUGCCAGCGCUGCUCCCACCAUUAUUUACCAGCGCCAUAGCAUUCACAUGUUCUGAAAUGGACUCUAGACCGAGGUCCAAACGUGGCAAAAGAUGCAAAGACAAUGAAGAGGCUAAUUAAUCCUACUAAAAUGAGCCUCCGAAUAUUGAACCACUUCACUCAUCUAAUGGUGCUGCUCAUCUAUCAAACUCCAUCUUAUGAAUUACUGGGUUGCUUGUGGCACACAAUGCGCAACAUCCUCGAAAAGAGGUUGAGUGGUAAAGGUAGGUUUUGUAAGUAUUUUUAUUUCUAAACGGCGACGAGGGGAAUAUAUAGAUAUUAAUCUUCGAAAGGGGCCCAGUUUAUUUCGAGACUAACCCUUAAUGCAACACCUUCUUGUUAUCAAAAUGGGAGUAUUUGGUAAAAAUGGGAUGGUUAAGACCUUUACCUAUUAGCAGAAGAGACAUUUCAAUCUGUCGACCCACCAUCCGAUUUUCAGAUGUCUUAGGUGUUAAGUGUUCUGUGUUGGUUACCUAAAUUGCAGUCUCGCAUUUUCUCUUCUAAUGUGUGUGUGUGUGUAUGUGUUUUUGUGCGUGUGCCUUGUUUCGACUGCUUUUGCCAGAUGGCAAUAGGGACUUCUAACCUCUUUGUUGUACAUAGAUGUUUCUUCGUCAGUGUAGAAAGCGUUGCCGAACUGCGAACACUGAAUUGGGUUAGUUUUGCGGUAGUGUCCGCAGUGGUAAAAAAUAUGUUGGCCUUACCUAAAUACCUCUGGUGUGAGUGCAGGCUCUUGCAAAGGCACGUUGUUUCGCGGCGUCUUUCCUGAGUGAGGCAACGCUCGAAGCUGAAAAGCCAGCUCUGUCUGCCCCCCGUGCCAUAGCGACCCGAGAACUGGGGCGGAUUGACAUCUCGCCUUGUGCCGAUGCACGAUGCAGGCCUGCUCAACUACCUGAAUCCUUUCUUUGUACUUGUGCAAAGUGUUGAUGUGCUUCUUGGUGUACAUAGAUGUGUUUUUAUGUGCAUUAUUUAAAAGGGAAAAAAUGGCUAGCAAUGUACAUAUGGAAAAAAUGUGGCUGUUUUCACCUUGCAACGAAGUAAAGCAAAUGUACCAAAA
Messenger RNA from Ixodes scapularis (black-legged tick), 5596 nucleotides. It is a transcript of the gene IP3K2, whose product is annotated as inositol-trisphosphate 3-kinase A. The record is from RefSeq and is a predicted model, not a curated record. Bases 1197 to 2342 code for a protein of 381 amino acids. NCBI's taxonomy places the organism in Eukaryota, Metazoa, Arthropoda, Arachnida, Ixodida, Ixodidae. Gene Ontology annotation, molecular function: inositol tetrakisphosphate kinase activity; inositol-1,4,5-trisphosphate 3-kinase activity. Gene Ontology annotation, cellular component: nucleus; cytoplasm. Gene Ontology annotation, biological process: inositol phosphate biosynthetic process. The transcript is spliced from 7 exons.